AUGAGUCCCAGUAGCUUCGUGUUGUACAUCACUGGCCUGCUGUGGCUCAACUUGACUGAUGCUAAAAUUGGGUACUUCUGGCACAUCACAGAUCUUCAUUAUGACCCCUAUCAUAAUUCCCCGGAGUUUCAUAGGGGAUGCAAACACAACAGAGGCAAUAACGACCACAACCACCACAACAACAGGCACAGAGACCACACGUGCGACAGCUCCUGGCCCCUGAUACAGAGCGCAGCAGCCCUGAUGGCCGAGAGGCACCCAGACACCCUGGAGUUUGUACUUUGGACUGGGGAUAUCCUCUCAUCAUCAAUGGAGCACGCCAGCGACAGGAUCAAGUUAGAAGCCGUGAGGAACGUCACGGAUAUCCUCAGCAGGACAUUCAGCAGCCAGUUCGUGUUCCCAGCGCUGGGCCACAACGACCCACCGCCUUCAAGGAAACUAGUAGAUAUGUGGAUGCAAUGGCUACCAACUGAGGCGUUGCAGACUUUUGUCACAGGUGGAUACUACACAAUAGAGCAGUCGCACAGCAAACUGCGCAUCGUGGUGCUGAACAGCGUCCUCUGGUCUGGUGGUGCCACCACCAAUGAUAAUCCCCACCCACACAGAGGCAGGACCCAGUGGGAGUGGCUAGAACACAUCCUUAUAACGGCUAGGAGGAAAAAGGAAAUGGUAUACCUAGUAGCCCACGCUGGCCCAGGAGUGGAAGAGCGUCACAACGCAGGCAGUUCAACGGCGGCGGGUGGGGGAGAACUGACGCCAGCAGCGAACGCCAGGCUUCUCCAUGUCAUCAGGGCGUUCAGUGACGUCAUCGCUGGACAGUUCUACGGGCACAGACACGCUGACACUUUCCGUCUUAUAUAUAGUGAAGGGCGACCUGUGUCAUGGGCUCUUUUAGCCCCGUCUGUGACACCACGGGGUGCAGGAAGCGUCUCCAACCCCGGAUUGAGACUUUACAAAUUUGACUCCAAUACUGGAAAGGUCCUGGACUACACACAGUACUACCUAGACGUGACGAACCCAAGAGGAGAGCUGCACUGGUCUAUAGAAUACAAUUUGACCCAAUAUUACGGUCUUCGGGAGGUCAGCGCAACAUCAUUGAACGCUUUAGCAGAUAGAAUAAGGAAUCACAAUGACAGAGGGUCAUUUGCUAAGUACUUAUCAGCUCUCCGAGUGAAACACUCAACAGAUAUUUCGGACUGCGAUGCGGCUUGCGUACACGUUCACUACUGCGCAAUAACCCGCGCAGACUACAGUGAUUUUCGAUCGUGCGUCCGCAACCCAGCGUCGGCGCUAGCGUCGCGCGCGCCUCACAACUCCGCCGCCAUCUUGCUUUACGCCAUCUUGAUUUUGAUUUCUUAA
Molecule: messenger RNA, 1359 nt
Organism: Amyelois transitella
Lineage: Eukaryota; Metazoa; Arthropoda; Insecta; Lepidoptera; Pyralidae
Product: acid sphingomyelinase-like phosphodiesterase 3a
Exons: 9
Coding region: 1-1359 (452 amino acids)
Source: RefSeq, a predicted model, not a curated record